Molecule: messenger RNA, 2363 nt
Organism: Echinops telfairi (small Madagascar hedgehog)
Lineage: Eukaryota; Metazoa; Chordata; Mammalia; Afrosoricida; Tenrecidae
Gene: CABP7
Product: calcium binding protein 7
Exons: 4
Coding region: 1-558 (185 amino acids)
Molecular function (GO): calcium ion binding
Source: RefSeq, a predicted model, not a curated record
AUGCUCUGCUCCUUGACAGAGAUCCGAGAGGCCUUCAAGGUGUUUGACCGGGACGGCAACGGCUUCAUCUCCAAGCAGGAGCUGGGCACGGCCAUGCGCUCCCUGGGCUACAUGCCCAACGAGGUGGAGCUAGAGGUCAUCAUUCAGCGGCUGGACAUGGACGGAGACGGCCAGGUGGACUUUGAGGAGUUCGUGACUCUGCUGGGCCCCAAACUCUCCACCUCGGGGAUCCCAGAGAAGUUCCUCGGCACCGACUUUGACACGGUCUUCUGGAAGUGCGACAUGCAGAAGCUGACCGUGGACGAGCUGAAGCGUCUGCUCUACGACACCUUCUGUGAGCACCUGUCCAUGAAGGACAUCGAGAACAUCAUCAUGACUGAGGAGGAGAGCCACCUGGGCACGGCUGAGGAGUGCCCUGUGGAUGUGGAGACCUGCUCCAACCAGCAGAUCCGCCAGACGUGUGUGCGCAAGAGCCUCAUCUGCGCCUUCGCCAUUGCCUUCAUCAUCAGCGUCAUGCUCAUCGCGGCCAACCAGGUGCUGCGCAGCGGCAUGAAAUAGGCCUCGCAGGCCCGUCUGGCGCAUUCGGUGCAUGGGACCCACGCCGCAGCCACCGCCGCCGCCUGCAGCCCCUUCUCCUGAGCCAGUACCCUCAGGACCCAGAGGCAGUGACCAGCACCCCAGCCCGCCCCUGCCCCUGCCCUGCUGGGCCUUGCACGGAGCCCUGCCCAGCAGUGGAGGGCUGGGUGACGGCUCUGCCACCACCCUGCCCCACCCAUGUCCCCACCUGGCCUGUGUGUAGCACUAACUCUUCCCACCGUCACGGGGUUCUCGGGAAGCGAAGGCAGGCGCCCCAGAGCCCAGUCACUGCUGUGGUCCCUCAGGUGGAUGGGGCACCUUGUGCCCAGGGCAGCAGGCAGGGUGGGAGGUGGGUAGGCGAUUUGGGCAGCCCAGAGGGUGGGCAACUUGGGCAGUCCAGCAUGGCCUGGGACUGGGCCCCUCCCUCCAGCCCUUCCAAGCUUAGACUCAACUACAGUCUCUUGGUUUCUCUUGGCACCUGUCGGGUGGGACCGUUGGCCCAUUUCACAGAUGAGGAGCCUGAGGGUCUGAGAUUUGGCCUCAGUUUCCCCUUCAGCAGGUUUUCAGGAAGGUCAAGUGGUUAUGGAGGACGGAGCUGUGAGAUGGCCAUCAGCACCCCCUGCUGGGCACUCCCCUGCCCCCACAUACACAUAAAGCCUAGAGCUCUGUUGCAGCUGGAGACAAGGCACUCAGACGGGGCCCCUGAGUGACCUACUGGCCAGAGGGCACCUCCCAAAGGAACCCUGAGCUGCCCCCAGGCCGAGGGGCUGUCCUCUUGGGACCCCAUGUCUCCUGCCCUUGAGGCAUAGACCCAGCUCAAGCCUGGUUCCAGGUGUACCACCCACAUGCUCGGCACCACCCAGCACGGGCGGCAGUGGGACUGCCAACCUGCACCUGCAGACUGGCCCCACCAUGCAGUGGGCCUGGUCACAGCCCCCCUGCGGCACCCAGCCAGGCCAUGCGCCUCACCAGCCCCGAGGGAGACAAGCCCGACGUAGACUGCAGACGGAGCCACGGGCUGAGAGACUCUUUAUGUAAAAACAAAUGGCAGGAGGCAGGUGGGAGGGAGGGUUAUGUGCGUCCUGUCUCAGGGCCGGGGCUGGGGCUGCGGCCCACGGGGGUCCCGGGCUGCAGCAGAGGCCCUGUGGGGGCUGCCCACUCCUCUUCGCUGUGACCGGUGAGAAGCUGACAGUGGGAGCCAGGCAGGGUCAAGGGGCUCAGCCCCACUGCACACUGGGCUGCAGGGGCCAGCCCCCGGGUGGAGGGGCCCGCAGAGAGGGGGGCAGCUCCUGGAUUGGUGGCCAGCCCAGGGGGUACUGGAAGACAGUGGUCCUGGUGGGUUCGGCCCUAGAGAAGGGGAGAAGGGCAGAGAGUUAGGGUGGGAUGUCACCCAGACAACCUCCUCCACCCGCCUCAGCAGGAAGGGGAGGGGCUUUCCAGAAGCAAAGCAGGCCCCUCUGAGCCAGCAGCCUCAGUCCAGGGACGAGCCCCAAGGGAUGGCCCAGUGGUGGGGGGUGGGAGGGACUUGGUGACAAGAGUGGCUGCCCUAGAGCCCUCAGGUCGCCUGUGGGGACCUGACCGACCAUUUGCGCACAUCCACCACGGGGACGCCAUGAGCCUGCAGCAACAUGGUGGUCGGCUGACCUUCACUGACGGGAGACGCCCUGACGUCAUGUGUGUGAGUGGGGAGAGAGUUGCUUAUAAAAUAAUGUAUAUAGCAUGAUACUAUUUUUGUUGAAAGAUAUAUAACAUAUAUAAAUGCAUAAAAAAACUACCUGGAAGACACA